Phoenix dactylifera (date palm) is the source of this 1176-nucleotide messenger RNA. RefSeq lists its product as uncharacterized. The record is from RefSeq and is a predicted model, not a curated record. NCBI's taxonomy places the organism in Eukaryota, Viridiplantae, Streptophyta, Magnoliopsida, Arecales, Arecaceae.
CUUCCUUUUGACCAAACCCGUUCUCUCCUCACCUUCUCUCUUCCCUCUGAAAUCCUUUCUCUCUCUUUCCUUCUCAUCAUCAUUCACCAAUACACCUCCUUAAUUUCUUGUUCUUCUUCCAUAACCUAUCAUCCUUCUUAUAAAAGCAUCACCGAUAUCAAGCCAUAUAGGUCUAUUUUCUUGGAUAUCGGUGCUUUAUUCUACCCAUAUAUCCUUUAUUUUGACUCUGAGAAAGAGAGAGAGAGAGAGAGAGAGAGAGAGAGAGAGAGAGAGAGAGAGAGAGCGGGGGUUCCAUGGAGAAACCAAGAAGAGCGAAGGCCACCAAAAUCUUCAGUUUCCUUCCAAAGCCAACCUCCUUCUCUGUCUCUCACCCUCCGCUCAGCCCCGGUCGCGAGAACGCUUCCAAGCCAAAGGCUUUCCACAACAAAGCUUUCUCGGGCCCGAUCAUAUCGAUCGUACCGGUGGAGGCUCGACGUAAGGAGAAGAAUGGAGGCAGCUUUGAUGCGCAGGAGCCAACCUCUCCGAAAGUUUCGUGCAUCGGCCAAAUCAAGCGCAAGAAAGUUUGCCGGUCGAAGCGGUCGUCGCCGCCCCAACAAGAGCGGAAGCCGCGAACUUUUAUCAUCCGCAGGAUGUUUCGACGCAUGGUCAGGCCAAGCCGGAGAACCGAUGCGGCGGAGAGCAGCGAGGGGAGGCCUGCAGUGCUUGGCACAGCGCCACCAUUAGGCCAGAUGAAGCGGUUCACCAGCGGGCGUGGGACGUUACAUGACUUCGAUUGGAGGAAGGUUGAGAGGAGGCAGGAGGCUGCGACUGGGGAUCGAGAUGAGUCGGACUCUGAUGAAGACAUUUACCACUCUGCACCAAUCGUGGUGGGUGAUGGAGUGGUGGCUUUGGAGCCAAGGAAGGAGGUCAACCUUUGGAAGAGAAGGACCUUGGCUCCACCCGUUCCUCUUCAAUUGAACUGAAGAGUGGAAUCCUUCUUUUUUCCUCCUCCUCCUCCUCCUCCUCCUCCUUUUCUCCACUCUCAUAUUUAGUUGCUGUUGGUCUUCGGACCUUUCAUAAGGUGGGAUCGAAACGUAAACUGCAUGUAAGAAAUUUCAAGGAUUUUGUAACGGGCAUGUUGGCUUUUGGAAACCCUUCUUUUUGAAACGUAAGCAUGCAUGCAAGGGAUUUUGUUGA